Camelina sativa (false flax) is the source of this 1475-nucleotide messenger RNA. NCBI's taxonomy places the organism in Eukaryota, Viridiplantae, Streptophyta, Magnoliopsida, Brassicales, Brassicaceae. The record is from RefSeq and is a predicted model, not a curated record.
GAUAGAUAUGAAGUUCUCCAAAUUCUUACAGGUUGGAUCCAAAGAAUGAGUCAAAGAGAUGCUGCUGUCACUGAAUCUGAUAUCUUGAAUAAAAAAGAUUUAUCUUCCAACACGCCUCUGCAUCUUGCAGCAUAUAAGGAAGAUCAUCAGGCAUGGUUCUUAAACCUUCAAUGUUUCUUUACUCAUGUAUGAUUUUUUCAAUUAUCCGUUUUGUUUCAUAAUUAGACCGACUGUAGAAUAUAUGUAUGCAGGCUGCAAAACUAUUACUAGAACGUCAAUUGGUAAAACCGAACGAAGUAAAUGGUGAUGGUAUGACAUUCCUUGAUAUUGUAAGAAACCAAGAACAGAGUAGAGACUUGGAUUUGGAACUAGUUGUUGUAAAAACCGGGUGCAAGGAGACUGCUUCUCUUCCAAAACUCGAGAAACCUUCCGAUCACUUUAAGUCACCAGUCACUUUCUGGACUCAUAUCUCCAUUGGCCUCAGACGCCUAAGGUCCGACACUUCAGAAGAAGGCCGUGCAGUCUUCUUGAUUAUAUGUACUUUGAUAAUCACAUCCACUUAUCAAACCGCACUGCAGCCUCCGGGAGGUGUACACCAAUCCGAGGGUGGAGGUACAGCGGUGAUGAAGCAGACAGUCUUCAUCGUCCUAUGGGUUUCCAACACUAUAGGCUUCUGUUGCGCUCUACUCUACACGUUUUGUCUCCUGCCAAUUGGUAGCUUGUUUACCACAUGGUUCUUUUGGAUUGGAGCGUCUCUCGGAGUUUCUUAUGCACUCGCUAUGGCUGUAAUCUCACCUAAUCCUCUAUUGUUUCUCUGUGCCGCCUUCACCUUGUACCUGCUCUUUCCUAUGUAUCUCUUGAUGGAAAUUUUCAUAUCCCUGAGAAACCAAGAACAGAGUAGAGACUUGGAUUUGGAACUAGUUGUUGUAAAAACCGGGUGCAAGGAGACUGCUUCUCUUCCAAAACUCGAGAAACCUUCCGAUCACUUUAAGUCACCAGUCACUUUCUGGACUCAUAUCUCCAUUGGCCUCAGACGCCUAAGGUCCGACACUUCAGAAGAAGGCCGUGCAGUCUUCUUGAUUAUAUGUACUUUGAUAAUCACAUCCACUUAUCAAACCGCACUGCAGCCUCCGGGAGGUGUACACCAAUCCGAGGGUGGAGGUACAGCGGUGAUGAAGCAGACAGUCUUCAUCGUCCUAUGGGUUUCCAACACUAUAGGCUUCUGUUGCGCUCUACUCUACACGUUUUGUCUCCUGCCAAUUGGUAGCUUGUUUACCACAUGGUUCUUUUGGAUUGGAGCGUCUCUCGGAGUUUCUUAUGCACUCGCUAUGGCUGUAAUCUCACCUAAUCCUCUAUUGUUCCUCUGUGCCGCCUUCACCUUGUACCUGCUCUUUCCUAUGUAUCUCUUGAUGGAAAUUUUCAUAUCCCUGAGGCUGAGCCAUCUCAAGGCUGCAGUAUAUCGAAUCUUUAUCUGA